UAACGAAACGCAAUUGGUUAUUGACAUUUUGGCGUGUAGCGAAGCUUUCGGCAAUGAAUGUAGCGUUUUUAUCACAUAAAAUGUAUUUAUAAUAGUUUUUAAGCCAUUUUAAUUACACAAUAUGUAUGGAUAUUACAUUAGUGACCACUAUAAACGGCCCUAAAUAGUUUUAAAGUGAGAAUAAGACGGUGAAAAGUUAAAAAUGAGUGUCCAAAAGAAUAACGGGCCCAUCAUAGACCCUGCUUUGUGUAGAUGCUGCCGAGCUAUAAAGAAAUGUAGGGUCCUAACGGCUGAAUAUAACUGGAUGGGCAAGAAGGAAGUAUACGCCGACAUGGUCAUGGAUUGCUAUGGUAUAUUGUUAUCUCACGUGGAUGACAAUGAAAAAGACUCAGGCGUGUGCGCGACGUGCGUGGUGCGCCUGCGCGAAGCCAUAGCGUUCCGGCGCCAGGUGCUGCAAUGCGAGGAGCUGUUCCUGCAGGCGAAGCUGGCUCCGCCCGAGGAGGACACCAAUAAUAUUAACUAUGAAAACAAACUAAAGAAGCUAGAGCUUGAAAACAUAGAGCUGAAAACUGAGCCGAGGGACUACAACAGCGACCACAACUCCGGGGAAAACCAUGACGACGCACUACACACUUAUAGCGAUGAUGAAGACAACAAACCCCUAAAACCCGAGUCAAAACCCGAGGACCUGCCCCUAAAAGACUCCGAAGUAAAGAGCGAAGACUCCGAGGACUACAACGGGAGCUCCAGCGACUCCGACGAGCCCAUCAAGAAGAAAGCCAAAAGGAAGAAGAAGACAAACGGGAAAGAAAAGAAGAAAACGGCUAAGAAGCAGAAAGCAGGUACCUCAGCGAAGAAAGCACCUAAAGUGAUAAAGAAACCGCCUGUGGAAAAGAAAAACACAUACGACAGGGACCUAGAUUGUAUGUCAGAAGAAAAUCUACUCACCAUCAUAGAGUACUCGUACGUGUGUCCGUUCAAGAAUAGGAGGAAUAAUUAUUACUGCUUCUACUGUAAGGACUACUACGCCAAACCAGAGGACCUCCGAGCGCACACCGUCUCCCACGACACGAAACCAUUCCAGCUCCUGAUGGGUUACAAAAAAAUGCCCAAAAUCGACAUCACCCGCAUCGACUGCCGCCUCUGCACCACCAAGAUCGACGACCUGACCACCUUCAAACAACACAUAGACCAAAUACACGGCAAAAAGAUAUACUUCGAGGCACCGGACAAAAUGUUACUCUACCGUCUAACGUGGAACGACCUUGUAUGUGUCAUGUGCAGUGAUGUGUUUGAGGAUUUUAACGCUUUAAACACGCAUAUGGUCGAACAUUUCAGCAAUUACACUUGUGACAUGUGCGGAAUGUGCUUCUUAGAGAAACCUAGGUUGGACGCCCAUUUGAAACGACAUAAGGAUGAUGAAAGACACACUUGUGAGGUCUGCGGUAAGGUGUUCAAAAGUAAUCACUAUAAGGAUAUGCACGUGGAUAUUGUUCAUAAGAAGAAGGCUAUAAUACGUUGUCCGCGUUGCGACGAGUGCUUCAUGUCUUACGCUUUGAAAAAUAAACAUUUAACAGAAGCGCAUGGACAGAAACGUACGUAUCCUUGCAAUUUAUGCGAUAAAAUUUAUAACAGACAGAAAACUUUAACCGAACAUCAGCGUAGGAACCAUCAGAAAGUCUUAAAACAUCAGUGUGAGUAUUGCGACCAGAGAUUCUACUUACCAUCCAGGCUGAAAGAGCAUAUGGCAACGCAUACUGGGGAAAGAAACUUCCGUUGUGAGUACUGUGAUAAAAGUUAUCCCAGACUUAAAUCUUUGCAGUAUCAUAUACGGACGCAUACGAACGACCGUCGGUACAGAUGCCAUAUAUGUGGGCAGGCCUUUAUACAGAAUGCCAGCUUGAAAUCGCAUAUUAAGAGCCACCAUCCUGAGUGCGAUAUUGAGCAAUGCUAUUUUUAAGUUUACACUUUGAAUGGACUGCUUUAGUUGUCAACGUUUAGGUCAA
Molecule: messenger RNA, 2006 nt
Organism: Cydia amplana
Lineage: Eukaryota; Metazoa; Arthropoda; Insecta; Lepidoptera; Tortricidae
Product: zinc finger protein 37 homolog
Exons: 6
Coding region: 203-1960 (585 amino acids)
Cellular component (GO): nucleus
Molecular function (GO): zinc ion binding
Source: RefSeq, a predicted model, not a curated record